This is a messenger RNA of Paecilomyces variotii, 759 nucleotides long. RefSeq lists its product as hypothetical. The record is from RefSeq and is a predicted model, not a curated record. The transcript has a single exon. The coding region runs from base 1 to 759 and encodes 252 amino acids. NCBI's taxonomy places the organism in Eukaryota, Fungi, Ascomycota, Eurotiomycetes, Eurotiales, Thermoascaceae.
AUGGAGGCAACAACCCCCAAUACCGAGUUUUCGCAGUAUCUGCGGCGCGGGGCUAUGUGUGAGGCCACCGGUUGCCCAUUCCGCCGCAUUGGAGGCUAUUGGACUUUACACUUCAUCUUCAUUCUGCUUAUGGGCCUCAUAUGCACUAUCAUGUUUACUUCAGGCGAGAUAUUUCUUCGUGUACAGCGGAUCGUAUCCACCAAGGACGGUCUCUUCACCAAGCAACGCGCAUACAAGACCGGUGCAAUUCUCACGACGGCAUGUGCAAUAGUCGGUCUCGUACUAGUCUUCCUCGAUGGCCACUCACUUUGUGCCCUGUUCUACUGUGGGAACCCUGACUGGGGUGUAUUCGACACCGUUGUGUCCAUAUGCUGGUGUAUAUCGAUGUUCGUUUCCAUCGUCCUAUGCACGGGAAUAUCCUUUGGUAUGUGGAUGAACUACUAUCGUCUGCGGAAAACUAUGAGUCUUGGGCAGCCAAUAUCGCCCACGAAUACGGCAGGAGACAGACCUGAGCAUCCUGACGGUCGUCCAUCUUCUGAAGAACGCACCCAGGAGGACGAGACCCCACCGCCUGGCUACUAUCAGGACAAACCACCGACACUGGACAGCGCACCGGAUCACGAUUCCCAGUUGCAGGAGAUCACUGGCCCCGAUGGCAUCAGUACGAUCAAGAACGCGUUGAUCAGAAAUAACUCUCGCCAUGUGCCAUGUCGCACUCAUGUCUCUCCCAUCCCAUCGAAAGCACUGCCGAACGUCUGA